Messenger RNA from Astyanax mexicanus (Mexican tetra), 4014 nucleotides. RefSeq names its product arylsulfatase I. Lineage: Eukaryota; Metazoa; Chordata; Actinopteri; Characiformes; Acestrorhamphidae. The record is from RefSeq and is a predicted model, not a curated record. The transcript is spliced from 3 exons. The coding region runs from base 2093 to 3838 and encodes 581 amino acids.
ACACAUAAUGCAGUUCCAUUAAAAAAUACCAGAACUCUAAAGUUUACAUUACAGGUGUUUAAAAACUUCAGCAGCACUGCAGUAUCUGAAUUGCUUGUACCAGAACAACACAUACUAUCAUACCACCUUCAUACCAGUAUCACUGCAAAUAAUAGCUGCUCUGUGGUGGUCUAUGCUGUGGGCGCCUGACCAUUGAAGAACAGAUUGAAAGGAGGAUAAUAAAAUAUGCAGAGAUACAGAUACAGGACUACAGUCUGUAAUUAUAGAACCAAUAUGUGCUUAUAUAUAGUGAUUGGAGUGCUUAUAACCCAAAAGGGUAGUAACCAUGAAAUGAGCCUUGCCAGCCAUGCAUUUCCAAAAAUGUUUUGAAACAAAUAUUUACCUGAGUGCAAUUGUUGCUUCCAUUGACCUGCUCGUAUAUGUUUUUUCUGUCAUCAGAUGAUAUGUGAACCUUCCUGUCUACUCUUCUUUCUACCUAAUAUGCCUGGCCACUUCUAUGCCUGCCUACCUACCUACUCACUUAGAUUUCCAACUGUCCACAUUCCUACCAACCAAAUCUGUCUUUCUACAUAUGCAGUUGUCUACUCUACCUGUCUAACUAUCUGCCUACCUACCAAUAUGUCUGUCUAACUAUCUACAUACCCAAAUUUCUGUCUACCUGCCUACCUACCUAUCUGUCUACCUGCCAGCUUUCCUACAUACCUUGUUUCAUACCCGUUUCUGUCUACCUAUCUACCUGCCUAUCUAUCUACCUAUUUAACUGCCCAUCUGUUUAAUUACCAAACAUACUUAUCUUCCUAUCUACCUUUUAUUAAUUUGUUUACCUACCUACAUAUCAGACUGUCUACCUGCCAUCAUGUCUGCCUGGCUGUCUACCUAACAAUCUCUUUUUCACUCUGCCUGUUUUAAAAAAACAGAAAAAUUAGCCAAGUGGCAAAGUCAUUGCGUAAAUAGGUGACUAAAUGCAGCAGAAGUCAAGUAAUCCCUGAGUUUAGUUUUUUAGUUUUUUCUACACUGCUCCCAGCUUUUAUCUAUUCAUUACACAAUUUUAAGCCUCAUAUUUUUUUUAAAUGUGCUAGAAUUCCUCCACUGAUCCUCCACUUAUAAGACUUCCCCAUCUCAACCACAGAUCAGCUGCCCAUUGUUCAGUUUUUGCAACAUGCCUUGGACAAGUUUCUCACUCUCCACUAUGCUACGAUUACAUCCAAAUUUAUAUGAACUGCUAUACAUUUGAGUAUAUUAGACCUGUAUGGAUGUAUAAUGUACAGUAUGAGCCCUCUUCCUCCUCCAGCUCUGAGGGAGUUUUUCCUUGCCUCCACGCUCACUUUGGGUUCUGUAUUGUAUGUUUAAUGUGUUGCCUGAUUCUCUGUCCUGUGAUCACAUUUCUGUUAAGCUGCUUUGCGACAACAUCAGUUGUAAAAAGCGCUAUACAAAUAAAUUUGUUUUGAUUUGAUUUGAUUUAAUAUGAUAAUAAGCCCAACACAAAGACAGAUUUCAGUCAUAUCAAGAAGAAAUAGAAAGCCCAUUUCUUCAGAGCUUUGUCUGGGAACGAGUACUUUCAAUCAAUGUUUAUUACAGUAGAGGACUGUGCUCAUGUGUUUGUUUGUUCUCUGAAUGUCACAUCUCAAAACAGUUCCUCCUGUAUUAAAAUGUUUACCGACAUUUUACAGGUGAGCACCAUAAUUAUCCACUUUAAAGGGCAUCAAAGAGCCUUAAUAAGAAAAGGAAUGAUUGUUUGAUUAAAUAUUUCUGGGAUGUCUGUCUGUUUGCCCUGUUCUAUGCUGACUCUCUGUAGAGGUGCCUGGUGAGAUUGAGGAAUGUGGCAGGCUGCUGUUAAAGCAGAGAGUCUGCCUCUGCUUGGUUUUCCUCUCUCUCUCCUUUCACAGAGGACGACAGUGUUGGUUUUGCUUCAGUCACACAGAUUUAGGCUGUACUCGGUUUUCUGGAGGAAUAUGGGCCCUUGCUGCCUGAUUGUGUCAUUUCACUUGACAUUCUCAGGUGUCGUGACCAGAUAACAGGAAUCGUCCUGUUUCCUCUAUCAAGUGGAAGUAUACUCCAGCCACACUGCAUCAGAGAGUGAUUGGACCAGUCGAUGGACAUGAGAGUGACCUGGCCUCCUGGAUUGACAGGUUUCUGUGUGGCAGUGAUGGGCUGCCUCUCGUGCCUGAGACUGGGCUCGCCACAUGCUGCUGAGGGGCUGGCCAACCCAAACACAACAGACAAGAGUCGAGUUCCCCCACACAUUAUCUUCGUGAUGGUGGAUGACCAGGGCUACAGUGACAUCGGCUACCAUGGCUCAGAGAUCCACACGCCCAUACUGGACCAGCUGGCUUCUGAAGGGGUGAAGCUGGAGAACUACUACGUCCAGCCCAUCUGCUCUCCAUCACGGAGCCAGCUCAUGACUGGACGGUAUCAGAUCCACACAGGACUCCAACACUCCAUCAUCCGUUCCCGUCAGCCCCUCUGCCUGCCCCCAGACACACCCACCCUGCCUGAGAGGCUGCGGCAGGCCGGUUACAGCACACACAUGGUGGGCAAGUGGCACUUGGGCUUCUGCCGGCCUGAGUGUCUGCCUACUGCUCGUGGCUUCCAGAGCUUCCUGGGCUCUUUGACGGGCAGCGGUGACCACUUCAACUUCCAGAGCUGUGACGGAGCAGAGGCCUGCGGCUUCGACCUGCACGAUGGAGAACGACCAGCAUGGGAGCUGAGCGGCAAUUACUCAACACGCCUGUACACAGAGAGGGUGAAAAAGAUUUUGCGGACUCACAACAGAAAGAAGCCUCUGUUCCUGUACGUGGCACUUCAGGCUGCCCACACACCCUUACAAGCCCCUGCCCACCUCCUUCAGCGCUACCAUUUCAUCGGUAACCGGCUGCGGCGCCAUUAUGCUGCCAUGCUGAGCGGGGUGGAUGAGGCAGUGGGGGAAAUUGUGGGGGAGAUGCGGGAUCAAGGUUACUACCCCAACUCUGUACUCAUCUACUCUUCUGAUAACGGUGGGCAACCUCUUUCAGGGGGCUGCAACUGGCCCCUACGUGGAGGAAAGGGCUCAUACUGGGAGGGAGGGGUGCGGUCAGUGGGAUUUGUGCACAGCCCUCUGCUGGAGAGAAAAGGUGUGGUCAGCCGUGCUCUCAUCCAUGUCUCAGACUGGUACCCCACUCUAUUGAAUUUGGGGAGAUCUCUGAAGCCAGCCCCUCGGCAUCUGGACGGCUUUGACGUAUGGGGUGCCAUCAGUAAGGGUCAGCCUUGCCCAAGGACUGAAAUCCUCUUUAACAUUGACCCCGUCUCACGUCGGCCUGGAGAGGUUGACCACAGGCUGUUAACGGUCAAUGGCUUUGGAAUCUGGGACACCGGAGUACGAGCAGCAAUUCGAGUGGGUGACUGGAAGCUUUUGACGGGGAAUGUAGGGGACGGGGACUGGUUCCCCCCUCAGCUCUUACCCAGUGGUCCACAGCAAUGGCAGGGCAUGGAGAAGAGACAGGACCAGCGGGGCAAAUCCGUCUGGCUCUUCAACAUCACCGCUGACCCCUAUGAAAGGGCAGACAUGGCAAAGGCUCGCCCUGAAGUGGUCAAACUACUGCUCUCAAGGAUAGCUGAGUACAACCAGACAGCUGUACCAGCCAGAAACCCCCCAGAUGACCCCAUGGCUGACCCCCAGCUCCAUGGAGGCGUGUGGACACCAUGGCUUACAGAGAAAGAAGAAACGGUGAGGGAUGAGGAUGGGGAGAUGACAGAUGGACACGGUAGAACAGUCCGGUUCAAGUCCUGCAAGGUGUGCAAACUCAGAGCUCUGUUCAAAAAGGUCGGAACCCGUCUACAAAGAUCUGCACUGUUCUUCUAGGACAUCGGAUUUAGCCUUUGACCAUUAAGAGAACACUCAUACUUUUAUAUACUUUUAUAUAUAACUUAUUAAAAUCUUAUCUUAAAAUCUAAUCUUAAAAACUUUAACAUAAAAAAUUACAGUGUUUUAGUUACAGAAUAUAGAGUGAAUAAUAAUAAAAACCUACAUACCCUAAA